Messenger RNA from Diabrotica balteata, 3493 nucleotides. NCBI's taxonomy places the organism in Eukaryota, Metazoa, Arthropoda, Insecta, Coleoptera, Chrysomelidae. The record is from the annotation of a GenBank genome assembly.
AGUAACAUACAAAAAUCUCUUUGCACAUUUCCAACAAACAAUAUAGUUGCAAUAGUCCAUUGUUUUAAGGUUCAGUUGCAAAGAUCUCAACAGAGACAUUACACUAAUUAAAUAGUUUUUCGUGCUAACGUAACACUGUGGUGAAGUGCCAGUAAAAUCGAAAAGAUAAGUUAGGUUUUAUAAUGCGUUUUAAAAGUAUAACGUGAUAGUUUUCCGGGAAGUUCGAAAAUGAAAGUGUUCAGUUCUUCUGUGAUAUUUUUUAUAGGGUAUAUCUGUGGCAUACAAGCAACAAUUAUUAUUGUGGAAGAUGCAAAAGCUUGUUUCAGAAGAGUGCUAGCUGGAAAAAGGAUAUCGCGUGGACUGGUUAGACGAGCGUUAUCCUGUGAGAGUGUCGAAGAAUGCCAAAAGGAAUGUGCUGAUGAAAAAAUAUUUGCUUGCGAAGGUUUCAAUUACAGGUUAGACCCUUCGGGCAGAGCAAAAGGCGACUGUGAACUUCUCAGCGUACCUCUUUCCCGACUAGAUGUAUAUAGAGACAGUUAUCCAGAUCCGGACUACGAUUACUAUGAAAGAGACAGGAACGCUGCUGCUGUGAAUUGUAGACCGAGGCAACCAAGCCGGCCCUUUAAUAACUACAAUAACUAUGAAGGCUACAGACAUGAUGUAAGAGAUGGAUAUGACUAUGGAUCUAGAAACAGGUGGUCUGAUAGAAGAUACGAUUAUGCUCCCAGACCCGUUGUUAGUUACCACGGUUCUGUCGAUUACAGAGGAGCAGAUCGAUGGAGGAACGACGAAUAUUAUCGAAAACCAAUUCGUCCUGAAAUCGAUAGAAGAUAUGACUACGGACCAGACAAUAGGCGAAGAGGAGAUCACUCUUACCUUCCACGUCCAAAUCAGGAUGACAGAAAUAACAAUAGAAGGUAUUUUAACGAACAUAUUUUACCACCAAAACCGCCUCCGUAUGGUCAAAAAGUAUACGACAGACCGACUUACUACACGUAUGAAAAAAAGUUCCCCUGGGGUUUUAAUCAUCAUCGAUACGGUGAGGGUUACGACUAUCCAGUGCCCAAGAAGAACUUUUAUCUUCCUCCUUCAAGAACGGAUGAUUCAAUUAACGAUUUGGACUGGGGUCUGUAUCAUAAAUUUCAAAAUAAUUUCAGCCAUUGGGGUCUCGAUAAAUAUGGAGGUACUUAUGGUUUACCUCAUAAUGGUUAUUUGCCUCCAGAACCUGAGCUGAUUCCACCUGCUGUUGGAAAUUAUUUGCCAGCAGCCAAACCAGUUGAUAAUACUGGUAUAUUCAGAGUUCCUGAUAGUGCUUUGCUCCCUGUUGAACAUAGGCGACCGAUAUAUAAUUAUGUUCAAGAAGACUGCUCUCUCAGGAGUGUAACUGGAUUUAAGCUACACAAAAGAAUUGUUAAGAAAUAUUUUGCAGUUCCCAACAUUUACGAAUGUGAGCUUUUAUGUUUUAAGGAAAGAACUUUUGUAUGUGAAUCAUACGCAUAUCGUUAUACUAUAACUGUAUCAGAACCCACAGAUAAUUGUUAUCUAAGUAACUUAAACUAUAAAGAGCUAGACCAUUACACGGAUUUAGAACCGGAUAGAGAUUUUGAUAUCUACACCAUGAAUAAUAAAAACAGAUGUAAUCAACCGGCUAUAGAAAGGAGAGAUGACAGUGAUUGCUUUUGGAGAGUCAGGAGUGGUGAACGGUUACAUCAAAAAAUUGUUAGAGACUCAUUGAAGGUAAAUUCUAUUGUAGAUUGUCAAGUGGAAUGUUUGACAUCUACUAAAUUUACUUGCCGAGCAUAUAGCUAUAGAUAUGGUCCACCCGUAAUUAGAGGCUCAAUUGAUAACUGCCAGUUAACGGAUUGGCCAUAUUAUGAGCUAGACCCCAGAGCUCAUUUUGAACCUGAACCCGGAUUUGAAGUUUACGAGAGGGGCAGUUUUGGUCAUGGUUGCGAAACUGGGCACUUUGGCAUUAGAGGUCAUCUCGACAAUCAGCCCAAGCAACUAAAUCCCGAUCAACUUUGUUACAUUGGAUUUGGUUCACCAGCACGACUGCUACCACAAGCUAUUAAAAAAUCACUACAUGUAUCUUCAGAAUUGGAAUGUAAAGAAGAAUGUACAAGAGCGAGAUUGAAGUCACUUUUUCAAUGCAUGUCAUUUAGUUUCUGGUCCAAAGGUUCACGUAAUGUACCAAACUGCUAUCUCUCUGACAUUUAUCAAAGAGAUUUAUUGGCGAAAUUAGAUUACGUCUACGACCCAAAUGCAUUGCUAUUUGCUUGGGACAACUACAAUCCUGAUUGCGUGUUACUGGCUAACGAUCCUGUCCACACCAACCACAUAUCAGGAGGACCGAUUGAUAGAGAUUACUUUUCUCACGCUCUUGACACGUGGCGUGUUUACAGUGUUAACGGAUGGCCAUGCAAACGAGGAGCUUCGUGUAAAGAAAACGUACGGACUGGAUUUUGGUUCUGCGAAAUUGAAGGUGGUGAACAUGGUGCUUGGGAUUACUGUUGUCGGCCGGAUCAUCAGUGUGGUGCUUCCAAUGGAUACCCGUACCUAUGGUGUUAUGUUGGACCAGACAGGACACAAUGGCGAAGAUGUAACGAUAGAUAUUAUCCUUAUAUACAUAAUACAGAUAGAAUAGAUGCUGGAAAAUAUCUGCCGCCUGGUCAAAGUCGGCCUUGGAGGCCUCCACUCUUUAGACCCGAUAGGCUACCAUCGCAAAACCCACUGCCACCUCCUAGGCCAAGUCUUGAUCAGUACGAAAUGAUAUUUGAUGAGGAAUUCUUAGAACCUCCGAAGCCAGGAGGUCUUGGACAGCCGCGACAUUGGCCGGUAUCAUAUCUACACAAAGAAAUGCCGCCAAAUAUGACAGACUCCCGACUGAUGAGAAUGACAGCAGAUACGAAAUACUCUGCAAUACAAAAUCUAAUAGAUGUAAUAAAAAAUAACGACCUUAAAAGCGUACAAUAUCAUAUAACGAAUCAGUCAAACAAUAAGGAUGACGUCCUUUUUGUUAAAAUACCCCUACCUACAAAUUUUACAUUCGAUAACACCACAACCCCUUCAACAAACUACACAAUAGAUUUAGAGCCUAUUACAUUAGACGAUGACGCCAGUGAAUCAAGGAGGUUUCAAAAAUCGUUGCCACAGUUUGUGACUGAAGAAGAUACUACCAUUAAUCUGCAACAAUUUCAGACAUCUCGGCCACGUUUUGUAGAGUGGAAUACCAAACAAGAAACAACAGCGGCACCAGAGAGUUCGUUCGCAGAAAUAUCAAGGCCAAGUUCGAUCUACAGAAGAGGAUUCGUAGAAAGAACCAAUGUUACCACACACGGAAGGCGUUCCAAAUGAAGACUUUUAGCACAAAACACGGUUCCAGCACCAACCUUUACGGAGAUCUCAGUUCAAGAAUGUCUAGAAAAUGAAGUUCGUGAACAUCAUUUUAUACAAAAAACUUCACUGUUUUUGAAUAAACUUUCUAUAUAAUUCU